AUGGUCUCUGGAAUCGCUAAACUGCGGUUCAUACGGUAUGCGUCGACCUAUUGUGGGCGUAAGAGGAUCUCGAUUGUGGGAUCAGGGCCCUCUGGGUUUUAUACAGCUUACCGUUUGCUUACCAAGUCCGAGGUGCCUUUGCACAUUACAAUGUGGGAGAAAUUGCCUGUACCAUUUGGAUUGAGUCGAUAUGGAGUAGCUCCCGACCAUCCUGAAGUAAAGAACUGUGAGGAUACUUUUACCAAAUGUGCUAAAGAGUUUUCAAGACCUGGUCAAAAGCACUUAUUUGAAUUCAUCGGUGGAGUUACCGUGGGGGAAGAAGUUAAGUUGACUGAAUUAUUGAAGAAACAAGAUGCUGUGGUUUUAAGCUAUGGUUGUACAGGCGAUAAGAAAUUGGGGAUUCCAGGAGAGAAUAGCACGAAAGGUGUGUUUAGCAGUCGAGAAUUUGUCAACUGGUACAAUGGCCAUCCCGAUUUUGCGACAAGUCCUAAGUUCAUCGAUUUUGACUGGUCCAAAGUUCGGAAUGUGGGUAUAAUAGGUAACGGUAACGUUGCAUUGGAUUUGACGAGGGUACUAAUAAGCAACAAAAUCAGCGAAUUGUGGAGUGGUACAGAUAUAUCACCGAUCGCGAUGAAAUGUCUACAAAGGGCACCUAUACAAAAUGUGAAGCUCAUUGCAAGACGUGAUUUUAGUCAUUCCAAAUUUACUAAUAAGGAAUUGCGAGAGAUGUGGGAAUUGGAGAAGUAUGGGAUUCGGGGUCGUAUUGACCCCACAUAUUUUCGAGAAGACAUGUUUAACCUAAACACGAUUAAAGACCGUGCGUUUAAAAGACGUGUGGAAAUGUGCUCCGAAUAUCUCAAACCCUACGAGCAAAGAACCAAGAGAAAUUAUCAAAAGUUCCUUCCACCAGGAGCGAACGGCCAAACGUGGGAAUUAGACUAUCUCAAGACUCCCAUUGCCAUCAACAGUGACUCCAGUGGUAACCUAAGCUCGUUGACUGUUUGCAAGAACGAAAUCACUGCAGAUAACAGAGUAGUAUCACUGAAAGACCAAGAAUUGACCUACGAGCUCGACUUACUGAUCACUUCACUCGGUUAUGCAGGCCAGCCUCUACCUGAAUUUGCCAGCCUGCACAUUCAAUUUGAUAAAAGCCAUCUAGCUGCUACAGCAGGCCGUGUACUGACUACACAGGGCUCUACAUAUCCUGGCCUCUACGCAUCGGGGUGGAUAAAGACGGGCAGCACAGGUGUCAUAGCCUCCACGAUGAUGGGAGCUUUUGAGGUCGCGGACGUACUACUUCAAGACCUGCCCAAGCUUCCCUCCAGGCCCACUGGACCCGUGGAUCUCACCCAUAUCGCGCACACGAACUGGCACCACUGGGAAAUUCUUAACAAGCGCGAGCUACAGAAGGGCGAGGAACAAAAUAAGACAAGGAGCAAAUUCCUGACGUAUCAAGAACUUCAAUGUUCCAACUAG
This is a messenger RNA of Torulaspora delbrueckii, 1476 nucleotides long. RefSeq names its product NADPH-adrenodoxin reductase (gene ARH1). Lineage: Eukaryota; Fungi; Ascomycota; Saccharomycetes; Saccharomycetales; Saccharomycetaceae. Gene Ontology annotation, biological process: ubiquinone biosynthetic process. The record is from RefSeq and is a predicted model, not a curated record. The coding region runs from base 1 to 1476 and encodes 491 amino acids. The transcript has a single exon. Gene Ontology annotation, cellular component: mitochondrion.